GCGCCCAGGGGGCGGCGGCGCCGGCAGCGGGGGUGGGGGUGGGGGGUUCCAGGCACGCCACCGCCGCUUCUCUGGCGCCGUGGGCUGGUGCUGCCGGUACGGGUCGGGGCGGAGAAAGUGGAGCAGCCCCGCCUGGCAAGAGGCCACCUGACAGCUGUGAACUGAACCCGCGGCAAGGGCGGGUCAAAGGGAAGGCAGCGAAGCCCAAGGUCAUACCCUGACCACAGCUGCCCCUCAGGGGACUGGCCUGGAGCCAAAGUCAGGUCAUCAGGCUGCUUGUCAAGGGUGGAGCCUCAGCCACUUGCCACUUUUCCUCAUGAGCCCUGCCUGGGUGUCCACCUGGCACUCCCACAGCCACGUCUGUUCGUCUCAGAGCAGCCCAACCCGGAGGCCUGGGCUUCAGAGAGAGCUCCAGGAGAGCUCAGUCCCGUGUGCUGCCUCCCCGACCCCAGGCGUGGAAGCGGAUGCAAGGCUUCCUUCUGGUUCUGCAAAGACUUGAAGAAAUUGACAAACCCGGAUGGCUACCCCUGACAGGAGAAUGGUCUCUAGACCCCAGAGACCUGGAAAGGGUCCUAAGGAAAGCGGGGCCUGCCUGAGUCCCCUGGACAACCUGGAGUGUAAGGAGACCCAGGAGCUGGCACCGGUAGAGCUGGCCAUGCUGAGCAAGGCACAGGAAUUCUUUCAGACCUGUGACACAGAAGGCAAGGGGUUCAUCGCCAGGAGGGAUAUGCAGAGGCUCCAUGAGGAGUUACCACUCAGCCUGGAGGAACUGGAGCAUGUGUUUGACGCCCUGGAUGCUGAUGGCAAUGGCUUUCUGACGCCAGAGGAAUUCACCACUGGAUUUAGCCACUUCUUCUUCAGCCAGAAUAAGCCAGGUCAGGAAGAUGCAGGCGAGCAGGUUGAACGGCUCCAGGAAGAGAAGGUAUAUCAAUCCAGAGGGGAAGAACAUGCGGGCGGCAUGGAUGAAGAUGAGGAGACUCAGUUCCAAACACUGAUGGACAAACUUGGAGCCCAGAAGGUUUCCGAGGAUGAAAGUGAUAUCAAGCAAGUCUGGCUGCAGCUAAAGAAGGACGAGCCUCACUUACUGUCCAACUUCGAGGACUUCCUGACCAGGACCUUCUCUCAGCUCCAGGAAGCUCAUGAAGAGAAGAAUGAGCUGGAGUGCGCCCUGAAAAAGAAAAUUGCUGCUUAUGAUGAAGAAAUCCAGCAUCUCUACGAGGAGAUGGAACAACAAAUCAAGCAUGAGAAGGAGCAGUUUCUCCUGAAAGACAUGGAGAGGUUUCAGGCCCGCAGUCAGGAGCUGGAGCAGAAGCUGUUAUCCAAGGAGCAGGAGCUGGAGCAGCUCAUCCAGAAGCAGCAGCAGCUGGAAGGCCAGUGCACCACCCUGCAAAAUGAUGAGCAUGAAACCAAGGCUGAGAACACCAAGCUGAGAGUCACAAACCAGGAGCUGGCCCGGGAGCUGGAGCGGACCUCCCGGGAGCUGCAGGAUGCCCGGAAACAGCUGGAGAGCCUCCAGCAAGAGGCCCACCAACUCCACCAGGAGAAGGAGAUGGAAGUGUACCGUGUGACGGAGAGUCUGCAGCGUGAGAAGUCGGGGCUUCUGAAACAGCUGGAUCUCCUGAGGGAAAGGAACAAGCACCUUCGGGAUGAACGGGACAUCUGUUUUCAGAAAGAUAAGGCAGCCAAGGCAAACACAGCUGCUUCCAAGGCAAACUGGAAACAGAGAUCUGGCUCUGUGAUAGGCAAAUAUAUGGAUGGCAGAGGGAUUCUUAGGAGCCAGUCAGAGGAGGAAGAAGAUGUAUUUGGCUUCUUGAGAAGGAGAAGCUCCCUGGGCCUGAGUGGAUAUCCCCUUCCAGAAGAGGAGCCAGGACCUGGGGGUCCACUCACCCGGGCAUUCCGCAGAAUCAUCUCUAUUGAAGAAGACCCCUUGCCCCAGCUCCAGGAUGGUGGCUUUGAGCAGCCACUGAGCAAAUGCCCAGAAGAGGAAAAGGUCUCCCAACAGAGGGUGGAAGGACAAAGCCAACAGGCCAGACCUUUGGAACGCAUGCCUACAUCUCCUCGAGGGCAACCUAUUGGAAAAGAAGACCUGUCUAAGGAGGAAGCCUCUCCCUCCAUCCCAGACCGGCUCUUCAAAAUUGUGUUAGUGGGCAACUCAGCCGUGGGGAAGACAUCUUUCCUGAGGAGAUUCUGUGAGGACCGGUUUGCCCCAGGCCUGGCAGCCACUGUAGGCAUCGAUUUCCAGGUGAAGAUGGUGCAUGUGGAUGGCUCGUACGUGGCCCUGCAGCUGUGGGACACGGCCGGGCAGGAGAGGUAUUGCUGUAUCACCCAGCAGUUCUUCAGGAAGGCCGAUGGCGUCAUCGUCAUGUAUGAUCUCACAGCCAGACAGUCAUUCCUGUCGGUCCGGCAGUGGCUGAGCAGCGUGGAGGAAGCUGUGGGAGACCGCAUUCCUGUUCUUCUGCUGGGCAAUAAAAUUGACAAGGAGAAAGAGCGGGAAGUUCCCCGAGGCCUUGGAGAGAAGCUUGCCAAGGAGAACAAUCUGAUCUUCUAUGAAUGCAGUGCCUAUUCCGGUCACAACACCAAAGAGUCCCUACUUCAUCUAGCCAGGAUCCUCAAGAAACAAGAAGAUACAGCAAGAGAUGACACCAUACAGGUUGACCGCUCUGCCAAAAAGAAAUCCUGCUGUGGCUGAUAGGAGUCCUCCUAGGACUGUUCCACCCAGGCCUGGGGUCCUAGGACCUACCCUGAAUCCUGCACAUAGGCUCCCACUUGGAUGCCUCCACCAUAACCCGCCCGAACCUUUGUCUGUGUCAGUGACUUGCCUCCACCAACAGGAAGGGAAGCACAUCUAGUCAGGAAAGCUGCUCUUGGAGCAUUUUGAAAUCUUCUCUCUCUUCUCUCUCUAGACCCCAGAUGCCCAUUUCCCCCCCAGCUUGGAUUUGUGGGGAAAAGAAACAGAUGGGAUUUUCCAGAAAAAUCACCACAUGCCUUCUCCACCUCCCUUCUGCUCCCCUUGCCCUUUGGAGCUGCAGCACUGUGGUUGCCAUGGCAACUGUGCAGGGCAGACUUGCUGCUUCCUGUAGGCCAAAGAUAAAGCACUUGGGCAGGGCCA
This is a messenger RNA of Leopardus geoffroyi (Geoffroy's cat), 3109 nucleotides long. RefSeq names its product calcium release activated channel regulator 2A (gene CRACR2A). NCBI's taxonomy places the organism in Eukaryota, Metazoa, Chordata, Mammalia, Carnivora, Felidae. The coding region runs from base 518 to 2689 and encodes 723 amino acids. The record is from RefSeq and is a predicted model, not a curated record. The transcript is spliced from 19 exons. Gene Ontology annotation, molecular function: GTP binding; GTPase activity; calcium ion binding.